UUGUCGUCGCGAUGCCUUCAAUUGAUACUUCGUUUCAUACCCUAUCUCAAGGCCGAUUUCGAAAAGCAGUUAUCUGCUGGCAAGCAGAAUCAAUUAAGACAUGUUACUCAUAUUAUGCGGUUAGAAACAUUCGAGAAAUAUUAUUGUUAUGUACAAUUUGAGGAUUACAAUGAUCAUAUCGAUGAAAUCGUUAACAAAUUGAUCAGCGUCAUUGAACAUCAUACAGUUGCGCAAUUGCAACAAUGGGAGCCGAAAGGAUCUGUUCCGUCAGCGGCGUUUCAACAGAUCUCCAAACAACUGGGCAAAUUUUACGGGGGUCUGACGGGUAUUAUGCCAGAGGAAAUGAUACAGGUGAAAUGGAUUUGGUUAUGUAGUUUUGCAAAAUUUGAUGGUAGGAAAAUGAAACUGGGUUAUUCGAUAAGAGUUUGA
Molecule: messenger RNA, 429 nt
Organism: Anisakis simplex (herring worm)
Lineage: Eukaryota; Metazoa; Nematoda; Chromadorea; Rhabditida; Anisakidae
Source: the annotation of a GenBank genome assembly